This is a messenger RNA of Acinonyx jubatus (cheetah), 2073 nucleotides long. Its product is annotated as translation initiation factor IF-2-like. The transcript has 5 exons. Lineage: Eukaryota; Metazoa; Chordata; Mammalia; Carnivora; Felidae. The record is from RefSeq and is a predicted model, not a curated record. The coding region runs from base 1 to 792 and encodes 263 amino acids.
AUGUGCGCCGCCCGGCCUCGGCGCGGCGGGGGAAACGAAACCGGCCGAGGGGCGCCGGCCCGGGCCGCCCCCGCCCCCGAGCGAGCGAUGACUCAUGAAUGCAGCGCGCGUGAACCCGAGUCCGAGGAGGGGCGGCGGAGGCGGCGGAGCAGCGCAGCGAGCAGCGGCCGGGCCAGGCGCCGCCGAGCAGCGGGGAGGGGCUGUCCCAGCGACGUCCGGGGUCCACACCCUUCAGCGCCCGGGGCCUGGCGACCUGGCGCGGAGAGACGGCGCCGUGAGCCGCGGGCGUCGGGGCGCCUUCCCCGCCAGCCAGCGGCCCGCGGGGGUCGAAGGGGUGGGGAGGACUGGGGAGGGGGCGCGGGGCCGCCGCCCGUCCACCGGACUCACCUCUGGAAUGUUCUCGCUCUGACUGAACAACGCCGCCGCCGCGCUCAAGCUACCCUCGGCCCCUGCGCCCGCCCCCCGCGCCAGGCCGCACGGCUCAUUGGCCCGAGGACUUGGUUUCCCGAAGCCCGUGAUUCUCAAAUAGAGGUGCUGCUGGUCCCCAGACCACACACAGCCCUAAGGCCAGGGGACCACAUGACUUUGGAGCUCAGACACAUGAGAGGAGGUGGGACCCAAGGGCUGAGGGUGUAUCUCCUCAGGACGCUGACCUGCUUCGAGCAACCACUGUGUAUCGCGCCUGCGGCCGAGCAGGACAUUAGAGACACAGGGGGCCCCUGCAGGUGCUGUACCCACUUGUACGCGUAUGGUGGUUUGUGGGCGCUGGGGAGAUGUCACCUGAAAGUCUAGAUUUCUGAUUCUGCAGGAAAUAGGAAGCCCUGGCAAUGCUGGGAUAUACCCGUACGUGGCCACGCCUCUGUCAUUCAGAGCUGAAGGUGGGGCAUGAGUGCUCGCAGACGGCAGCCACCGUGUGUCUGUGCAGGCGUGCACGUGGCCCAUACCUGUCCCGUUCACUCCCGUUGCCUGCCUCGCCUCCGCGCUGGCGUUCACGCCUCUGCUCGUUUCUUUCUUCCUCCAGCGAACGUGCAUCAAAUGCCAUCUGUGUGCCAGCUCGAGGGAAGUUAGACGUUUGAGACCUUGCCCUAGUGUUCUAGGGCCGCUGGAACCAAGCAGCACAGAGCCGGUGUGAGACAACAGGUUUCUUCUCCCCUGGUUCUGGAGGCCAGAAGUCUGAAAUCAAGGUUCCGGCAGGGCUGUGCCCUCUCUCUGUGCCUGGCGAUGGCCAGCCGUCCUGGAUGCUCUUCCACUUGCUGUUGGUUGGACGCAAGCACCGUCUCUGGAAGGUGACCCUCUUCCCUCUGCGUUGUCGCAGGGCGGUCUCUCUGCGUGUGCCUGUCUCUGUGUGUCUUCUCAGAAGGAUGCCAGACAUGUUGGACGUAGGGCCCGCCCUACACCCUGGCCCAGUAUGACCUCCUCUUAACUUGAUUUCAUUCGCAGAGACCCUGUUUCCAGAUAAGGACUCAUUCACCUCAUUCAGGAUCCGGACUUCCAUGUAUCCUUUGGGGAGAUAGAGUUGAACUUGCGGCUGACAUUUAAAGAAGGACCCCAAACAACUCCAAGUGUAAAACCUGGCCCUGGCUCGUCACUCGUGUUUGGGAGACAAGACUCCCGAAGUGUCAGCAAGGACCCGGUGGCCGUCUGCCUUCCUGGAGCACGAACAGUGAGAGAGUCCCGUGGCCUCAGUGCUUCAUGCACACCGACCACUUAAUCCCUAACACAGCCCUCCCAGGGAGAUUCUGUUGGCCAGUGGACUUUGCAGAUGAGGUAACUGAGGUGCAGAGAGGUCAUACAGCUUUGCCAAAGUCCCUGGGGAGCAGAGCUGGGUGUGUGUGUGUGUGUGUGUGUGUGUGUGUGUGUGUGUGUGUGAACGACAGCGAGUGCCAGCAGGUUGUUUCCCCGUUCUCUUCAGACCCUUGGCCCUUGUGAUAGGGACAGGUGAGGCUAACCUUUGUCUCAGCUGCCAUCACAAAACCCAGUGCUUACCUCCUUUAUCAUCCCCCUGGGGCGUGUGCUGCUCUGUGACUUCCCAGGGCGAUUGCAGGGGGCUUUGGGCAUGAUGUAGAAAAGGUG